AUGUGGAGAUGUGCAGCUGAUUGGCUCUCUGCAACCGGCUGGCGGUUUGCGACGACAGCUGCUCAUGGUGCCGCUCGCCAGCAGCAACACCACGUUGGGCCUCAAAAAAAGCUGGGCCUGAAGGACGUGCAACACAUCGUCGCCAUAACCUCUGCCAAGGGCGGUGUGGGAAAGUCAACAACCGCAGUCAACGUGGCUGUCGCCAUGGCCACCCGUCUGGGCCUGCGUGUGGGGCUGCUGGACGCCGACAUCCACGGGCCCUCCAUUCCCACCCUCAUGAACCUGAAGGGAAAGCCCGCGCUGGACAAGGCAGGUUCCCAAGCCCUGAUGCUGCCCAAGGAGAACUACCGAGUCAAAACGAUGUCCUUUGGGUUCUUUUUGGAGCACAGCCUCAUUACGUCAUAA
Molecule: messenger RNA, 405 nt
Organism: Volvox carteri f. nagariensis
Lineage: Eukaryota; Viridiplantae; Chlorophyta; Chlorophyceae; Chlamydomonadales; Volvocaceae
Exons: 4
Coding region: 1-405 (134 amino acids)
Biological process (GO): mitochondrial respiratory chain complex I assembly; iron-sulfur cluster assembly
Cellular component (GO): mitochondrion
Molecular function (GO): 4 iron, 4 sulfur cluster binding; ATP binding
Source: RefSeq, a predicted model, not a curated record